This is a messenger RNA of Zeugodacus cucurbitae (melon fly), 1863 nucleotides long. It is a transcript of the gene spn-A, whose product is annotated as DNA repair protein RAD51 homolog 1. The record is from RefSeq and is a predicted model, not a curated record. Gene Ontology annotation, cellular component: condensed nuclear chromosome. Gene Ontology annotation, biological process: chromosome organization involved in meiotic cell cycle; reciprocal meiotic recombination; mitotic recombination-dependent replication fork processing. NCBI's taxonomy places the organism in Eukaryota, Metazoa, Arthropoda, Insecta, Diptera, Tephritidae. The coding region runs from base 169 to 1209 and encodes 346 amino acids. The transcript has 6 exons. Gene Ontology annotation, molecular function: DNA strand exchange activity; single-stranded DNA binding; ATP hydrolysis activity.
AAUUGAAACAUUUUUGAAUCAAUCAAAUUCCAUUUCUUAAUAUUUUCAUAUACACUUUCUCCUGAAGAUUUUAAAUUUAUAAUAAUAAAUUGGCAGCACUUAAAAAUGCGAGCGCAAUUUUCAAUUUGUUUAUCACCAUCAAGGAGUAUCUGAGUAUAAUUUGAAAUUAUGUCAUAUAUGCGGGAACAAGAAACCAUAGACUCCACCGCUGUGGCAAACUGUUCUGUGGAGUUAGAAGAAGAAUUUGGUCCUGUCUCAAUUACCAAGUUGGAAGUUAAUGGAAUAUCAGGCAAUGACAUCAAAAGACUACAAGAGGCUGGAUUUCAUACCGUGGAAUCAGUAGCGUUUUCACCAAAAAAACUGUUGCUACAAAUACGCGGAUUCUCUGAAACAAAAGCUGAUAAGAUCCUUACAGAAGCAGUCAAGUUGGUACCGAUGGGCUUCACCACUGCCACAUCAAUUUAUCAAAAACGUUCCGAAAUCGUUAUGCUCACAACUGGUUCUAAGGAACUCGAUAAAUUACUGGGAGGAGGCAUCGAAACAGGGUCCAUUACUGAAAUGUUUGGCGAAUUUCGUUGUGGCAAGACACAGUUAUGUCAUACAUUGGCUGUAACAUGUCAAUUACCAAUCAGUCGUAGUGGUGGUGAAGGUAAAUGCCUUUAUAUUGAUACGGAAGGUACAUUUCGACCGGAACGUUUAGCAGCCAUUGCGGAACGAUUCAAACUUGUUAAGGAGGAAGUACUAGAUAACGUCGCCUGUGCUCGAGCCUACAACACAGAUCAUCAGACACAAUUGCUGACACAAGCUGCAGCAAUGAUGGUGGAAUCAAGGUAUGCCCUGCUGGUGGUAGAUAGCGCAACUGCUUUGUACCGCACGGAUUAUACGGGACGUGGUGAAUUAUCGGCACGUCAAAUGCAUCUGGCACGUUUUUUACGUCUAUUGUUGCGUUUAGCUGAUGAGUUUGGUGUCGCUGUAAUUAUAACGAAUCAGGUGGUAGCUCAAGUUGAUAGUGGUCCGGCAAUGUACGCGGCGGACACUAAGAAACCUAUUGGUGGAAAUAUUAUCGCCCAUGCUUCGACCACUAGACUAUAUCUGCGUAAAGGACGAGGUGAAACGCGUAUUUGUAAAAUAUACGAUUCCCCAUGCUUACCCGAGAGUGAAGCGACAUUUGCCAUUUUACCCGACGGUAUCGGUGACGCAAAAGAAUAACAAAAAUUAAUUUAUUUAUAUAAUUUUUAAAAUCAAAUAAGCUGUUUUCAAUAACGUAUUAACUUUAUUUCUCGUUAACAUUUAAAUCAUUAAUACUUACUUUUAAAUUUUGAUGUGUAAUUGGAUUUUCAAUUACGCAAUAAAAUGAUAUUUAAGCAAAUGUUUUAUAGAUAUGGAUAGCUUUAUUAUGUGUAUGCGUUUAGAAAAUCUCUAAAUACUAAAUUUAAUAAUUCUUGGAUUUAUGUGAUGCAACGCAGUUCACUAGCUGCUGACGCGCAUUUACAACAUUAAUUAAGUCAAAUAACAAAAACCUUGACAACAGAAGUGUAAAUACAGAAAAGAUUUAUGAUUUUUUGGCAACUUAUUGGAGUACACAUUAUAAAACCAAUAGAUGAUGUGAAAGAUGUGCUCAAGCAUAUCGAAACCAAUACCGCUGGUUUAAUUAGUAGGCGAGACGACAUAUUUUAUUAGAGUAAUAUAUCUGUUUCAAACAACAGUAUAGUUUUAUAAGCCGAUAUUAUUUAUCAAUAGAUUUAUUUUUUUUCGAUACAUUAUUCGAUUCGGAAUUAAAAAAAAAAUUAAAUAUACUACAGAAUGUGUUUUCAUUUACAUAUGUAUGUAUGUAUGGAUUAAAGAACUUUUUUAUUUAUAGAU